Molecule: messenger RNA, 713 nt
Organism: Octopus sinensis (East Asian common octopus)
Lineage: Eukaryota; Metazoa; Mollusca; Cephalopoda; Octopoda; Octopodidae
Product: NHP2-like protein 1
Exons: 5
Coding region: 157-540 (127 amino acids)
Biological process (GO): ribosome biogenesis; maturation of SSU-rRNA; mRNA splicing, via spliceosome
Cellular component (GO): small-subunit processome; precatalytic spliceosome; nucleolus
Molecular function (GO): RNA binding
Source: RefSeq, a predicted model, not a curated record
GCUUAUCUCCCUUGAAAAUCAUAGGUGGCACAACGUGUUUAGUUUUUAAGGCAACGUUUAUAAACGGAAGUCAAAACGUGAAAUUAUCCGAACUUAUUGGAAGAAAGUUUUGUACAGUACUUUAUAGAAUUCUGUUGUUUCUCGGGAGGAACAAUCAUGACUGAAGAAGUAAAUCCUAAAGCCUAUCCAUUAUCGGAUCCACAGUUAACUCAUAGCAUUUUGAAUCUUGUACAACAGGCCUCAAAUUACAAGCAGUUAAGGAAAGGAGCAAAUGAAGUUACAAAAACUCUUAACAGAGGAAUAUCAGAGUUUAUAGUACUUGCAGCAGAUGCAGAACCUUUGGAAAUAUUACUUCAUCUUCCUUUACUCUGUGAAGACAAGAAUGUUCCUUAUGUAUUUGUACGGUCUAAACAAGCUCUUGGACGUGCUUGUGGUGUAUCAAGAUCUGUAAUCGCUUGUUCAGUGACAGUUAAUGAAGGUUCACAGCUUAAAUCACAGAUCCAGGCCAUUCAGCAAAAUAUCGAGAAAUUAUUAAUUUGAGAUACCAGUGUUCCAGAGAAAUGGACUGAACUGGAUUCUCACUUGAAUUUUUUUUUUCUUCUCCCAAUCAACCUGGAGAUUAAUUACAAUUUCUUCAGAAUAUUCAUUCAUUCAUUCCUAUGAUAUUCAUGUACAGUUCUACUAUUUAAUAAAUUUUAGAAAGAAAAUCUUGA